UAAUGGAAAUUUGAAUAAUUUGAAUUAGCUCGGGACUUCCGUUUCUGUACGGAUUAGGUACAAGAGGCAAGAGGUAGGUACGUGUACGUACAUAUGCAUAGUGUACGUACACAUGAUUAGGUAUUGUGGGAACAUUCAGAUUAAGCGAUAGUUUUUUUUUUUUUUUUCUCCUACUUCUCGUCUUUUGUUGCCAACCUUCCAUAGGUACGAUAGGUAAUCCCCUCGUUCCAUACGCAGGGUACAGUGCCUAGUCUCCGUCUAGAAGACAGGAGGCGAAUCCCGACCAACCUAAUACUUCUCCCUGCUUGAAUAUAAACCAAAAACUAUCACUUCGUCUUCCGCAAUUGUUAAUUCAUUCCCUUGAUCGACCUUCCCUACCUAAGAGAUUAUCCCGGUGCUGUGCUGCCGUGGGUUCUCGGUUCUCAGUCGUUGUUGAUUAUUAAUCCCAAGCACAGGGCUAACUUAAGUUUAACCUUACACUCAAAUAGAAGAGUUGUACGGUAAGACUGGGUUGUGAAACUGUACAACAGCUUCAUACAAUAUCCUGAAAGAGACAUUGGUAUUAUUCGAUACUCGAAAGCAAAUACCAACUCCAAUUCACUAUGGCUUCUGCAACGGCCACUGGCGUUCCGCGCCAGAAUCCCGCCCUUCGGCGAACUAUGACAUCUACUACCACGGACACCGAUGUCUCGUCGCCGUCCACCGCCAUUGGGUCCCCGGUUGACUCUCCUCGACCUUCCGCAUCCUCUACUUCGCUCUCCUCCAUGUCCUCUCUCGAGACUAAUAAUAAUCACGGCAAGCUCAUCGACACGUAUGGCAACGAAUUCGAGAUCCCCGACUAUACCAUCAAAGAUAUCCACGACGCUAUUCCCAAGCACUGCUUCCAGCGAUCUGCCGUCAAGGGCUUUUACUAUGUUUUCCGAGAUAUCGUCCAAUUGGCCGUCACCUUCUACCUCUUCCACACCUAUGUGACGCCGGAGUAUGUCCCAUCCACCCCAACUCGUUUUGCUCUGUGGGGAUUGUACACCUUCAUCCAAGGUCUUUCUGGCACUGGUAUCUGGGUGUUGGCACACGAGUGCGGUCACCAGUCCUUCAGCACCUCCAAAGUUUUGAAUGACACUGUCGGCUGGGUCCUACAUUCUUCUCUGUUGGUUCCGUACUUCAGCUGGAAGAUCUCGCACGGCAAGCACCACAAGGCAACGGGCCACAUGGAGCGCGACAUGGUCUUCGUUCCCAAGACUCGCGAGGAGAAAGCUAGCCGUAUGGGUAAGCUCGUUCACGAACUGGCUGAGCUCGGCGAAGAGACCCCCAUCGUGACUCUUAUCAGCCUUAUUGGACAACAGCUUAUUGGCUGGCCCAACUAUCUCAUGACCAAUGUGACGGGACACAACUUCCACGAGCGCCAGCGUGAGGGACGUGGAAAAGGCAAGAAGAACGGCUUCUUCAAUGGUGUCAAUCACUUCAACCCAUCUAGCCCCCUGUACGAGGCCAAGGAUGCGAAGCUGAUCGUCCUGAGUGAUAUUGGCUUGGCCAUCACCGUCUCUGUCCUGGUCUUACUUGGCAAUAAGUUCGGCUGGGGAAAUAUGUUUGUGUGGUAUUUCUUGCCGUAUCUCUGGGUCAACCACUGGCUAGUUGCUAUCACUUUCCUCCAGCAUACUGACCCGUCCCUACCCCACUACAAACCCGAAUCGUGGAACUACGUUCGUGGAGCCGCUGCGACAAUUGAUCGCGAGUUUGGGUUCAUCGGUCGUCAACUGAUGCACGGUAUCAUCGAAACACACGUCCUUCAUCACUAUGUUUCCACCAUACCCUUUUACAAUGCCGACGAGGCGAGCGAAGCUAUCCAGAAGGUGAUGGGUCGUCACUACCGGUCGGAUACCAGAGGUGGUUCGUUGGGAUUCAUCAAGGCUAUGUGGCGUAGCGCUAGGAUGUGUCAGUGGGUCGAGCCAAGCGAAGGUGCUGAGGGCGAAGGGAAGGGCGUCCUAUUCUUUAGGAACACAAACGGCUUAGGAACAAAGCCGGCAAAGAUGAGCCCUCCUUAGAAGGGGAUCAGGAUAGGUGCAGACGAGUAAGGGAACUCAGUUUGAACAUAAUAAGAAUUGGCACGGCUAGCUCAAAGCUCUGCCCGCCCGCGAGUAUCAGACAGUUCCGUGGAAAGGGUUGAGUACUGUCGAGCAGCAGGUUACACACCAAGUGACGAACGACGGCAUGCUCGGCUUCGGGGAGGCAUUUAUCGAUGGACGGCAUUCGCUACAGCCGGCAGACAUGCUGUAAAGCGAGCUCCGCAGUGUUUUGCUGCGAUCGAGAAAUGGAACAGAAAACAAAAAGGUGCGGUACCUGGACAGGGUAACCUAGGCUAUCAAAAUCACGACUAUGAAAUGAAAUAGACAUAGACUAGAAAACUAGCCAUGAUGAAUAGAUUUCUUUGAGCAAGAACAAACUGCGAUCGUUUCGACGAGAUUUUGAGUAGUAAAACGCCCAUCCUUUUCGGAACACUAUACGUAGGCUGGAUAAGUUGUAGAUAGAAAUGAGCGGGGUGGUGGUAAUAGGUAGAGGUAAAUAGGGUUUUCUGGGACCGCUUUGACAUGCAGGUGAGUUCACUCCGG
Molecule: messenger RNA, 2606 nt
Organism: Daldinia caldariorum
Lineage: Eukaryota; Fungi; Ascomycota; Sordariomycetes; Xylariales; Hypoxylaceae
Product: fatty acid desaturase-domain-containing protein
Exons: 2
Coding region: 603-2042 (479 amino acids)
Biological process (GO): lipid metabolic process
Molecular function (GO): oxidoreductase activity
Source: RefSeq, a predicted model, not a curated record